Messenger RNA from Rubroshorea leprosula, 1431 nucleotides. The record is from the annotation of a GenBank genome assembly. NCBI's taxonomy places the organism in Eukaryota, Viridiplantae, Streptophyta, Magnoliopsida, Malvales, Dipterocarpaceae.
AGACAGGAAGACUUUUUAUGAAGCAAAGAAGCACUCUUUCGUUGAUAGCAAAUUGGACAAAAAGGUGUACAAUGAUGCAACUCUUUUCUUUUUCACAAACUUUCCUGAAGAUUAGGCCUAUGAGGAGUUGUGGCGAAUGCUCAAAAGACAUGGUCGAGUAUAUGAAGUUUUCUAUCCAAACAAACAUGACAAGUAAGGGAGACAUUUUGGUUUUGUGUGCUUUCAGGAUGAGAAUCAGGAACUUAAAGCUUCAUGUUAAUGGGCGGAGGUUUGAAAGGAAGGCAAAAGGUGACAAGUGGGUUUUCAAACCAAAUGUAGUAGUAGAGAAGGUGAAUGAGCAGCAACAAGAAAGAAAGCAGGUUAAUAGGACUCGUAGCUAUGCUAAAGUGGUAAGGAAUCAAGAAUUGAAAGCUAGUGUUGCAGAAGCAAAAGAGUUUGAGGUCUAUGGCAAAAGGAAUGACUCCCUUGGUUUCGAAAGGCUUGAAAGUGAGGAAGAGGAAUGUGAAUCAUGGCCAUGGUGGUCAUCAAGGGACUCAUUUUCAAAAUUGGGAGGCCGCUUUGAUGAAAAUACAACUAGAGAAGCAAUGGAGGUGGAAGAUGAUGACAUGGAAGGUGGUGAUGUGGAAAUACAAAUAGUAGGGGUGGUUAAUGAUGUGGAAGAUGAUGUGGCCAACUAUCAUUUACAUGAUGGGAUAAAAAAUAUUAAUAGUAGUGAUGAGCUGAGUUUAAAUGGUGAUGUUAAUGGAGAAGGUUGUUUUGAGAGCGUGAACAGGGAAGCUUCUAGUAAGCUUUUGAGUUCCAAGGAAAGUGGGCCUGAGGUUGGUGCAGACUAUAAUGGGCUUGGAAAACAACCUGAGAAGAAUUGUGGGACGGUGGAUCUUGAUGAUCAGAUACAAAAUGAGGACAUCGAAAACAUUAAAGCUAGAUCCAAAAUAAAUAAAAAUGCCAAAGAUAUUUCUUUGGUUGGAGAUGUAUUAACAACAGUAACAGAGAGGAAAACAACGAUAUCUGGCAAAAUUUGGAUAGUGAUUCUAGUUAUGAACAAGAAAGGAGGAAAUGUGAAAGGAAGAAAGAUAAGGGGCUUCGAUGGAGGAAAGCAAAAUCUUAUGCUUCUGUGUACAAGGAAGCAAAGUUUAUUGCCAUGGAAGCUUUUCAAAAUUGCAAGGGGGAGAUCGAGGAAGAAUUAGUUGGUCGAAGCAGAGUCACUGUUCAUCCCAAAUCAAGCAAAACAAGUUGUAGGUGCGUCUCUAAAUGAUAGUGUUAUUGUUAAUUGUAACAAUUGCUUGAAGAAUGAGGCCCAUGAAGAUGCAUUUAGGGAUGUAUGGGAUUUUGCAAAAGAAUUAGGAGUUGUAGCUGUAGGUGAUCAAAUGGUGGUAUUAGAAAAAUUACAAGAUAUGGAGAGUAAGGAUAGAUUAAAACACAAUGACUUAG